CUCGUGAAUCGUAAACUCUAGCGAAGAGUUCGAAGGGUAAUUUCGUCAUUUGGAUAAGUAACUGCCUAAUGCAACUUCCAAAUCCAACGCCGAUUACCGUUAGCCUUCGAACCGCCAAAAUCUUGCAACCCAAUUAGGCCUAAACACGUGUCCAUUUCCCAUUGGUCAGCCAGCUGAAAAUGCAGCCUAUAUAAGGACACAUUUCGUCUCCACCAAACUUCACAUUCCCAUAAUCUGAAAGAAAAGAAAAGCUCUUUUACUGUAAGCAAGAAGAAUAGAAGAUUGAGAGAACAAUCAGAGAUCGGAAAAACGUUCGAAGCUUGAGAAAGAUACUGUGUUGAUUAAUGGAGAAGACGAGUAAAGUGGCUGAGAUUGUAGCAGCAGAGGAAAGGGAGUCGUCGACCAUGGGACCUAUACUGAGCAAGUAUAACAAAGCGGAAGAGGCGGUGGAGGAGGUGCUUGGUGGUAAUGGCACCGACGGUGAGGUCGUGAUUCAGAUGAGUAAGACUGAUACUAGUGAGUACGAAGACUGCGACUCUACUAAGAACAAGAUUCGGAUUCAAGUCUCCAAAACCAAGAAGCCUCUCUUCUUCUACCUUAAUCUUGCUAAGAAGUACAUCAAACAGUGUUAUGAUGUUGAGCUCUCUGCUCUUGGCACCGCAAUUCCCACCGUGAUCUUAAUUACUGAGAUUCUGAAACGCAAUGGAUUGGCAGUUCAAAAGGAUAUAAGGACAUCUACCAUUACUAUCGGAGUCAGAGAGGAGAAGAAAGGCAGGGUGAUGGUGAAGGCUCAGGUUAUUGAGAUUUUGCUGAGAAUGGCUGAUAAGAUAGAUGGGAGCACUGUGGUUUCCGUAUCUAGUUAAGAAGGCAAGCUUCUACUGCUGCUGCUGCGGAAUAACAAGUGUGCCAUUUUGGAGUUUUGGUUGUUUCUUUUUUGUUCAUUUCCCUUGUAAAUGAUUAGAUUAGACUUCUGCUGAUGGAAUCAAGGUCCUUCUUAGGUCCUACUGCUGUUCACUUUUACAAUUUUCCUUAGUAAUGUUCUGAACAAACCUUCUGCUGCCAUUUCUUACUGGCAUGUAUGUUACUUACUGCAUGAAUAAAGAUCAAGUUUUUCCACA
Messenger RNA from Cannabis sativa, 1118 nucleotides. RefSeq lists its product as uncharacterized. Lineage: Eukaryota; Viridiplantae; Streptophyta; Magnoliopsida; Rosales; Cannabaceae. Gene Ontology annotation, molecular function: RNA binding. The record is from RefSeq and is a predicted model, not a curated record. Gene Ontology annotation, cellular component: nucleus. The coding region runs from base 345 to 863 and encodes 172 amino acids. The transcript is spliced from 5 exons.